AGAGAACGCGUUUUAGGUAUUUCCCAGAAAAUCUCUAUUGGGAAUCAUAUAACUUUUUGCAAAUCAAGAAAGAAAAAAAAGAAUUGUGUUGCAGUCACUCCCAUCAUCAAUUGAUCUACAAAACCAUUUAAAAAAUGAACGAAAAUGAAAAAUAAAAUAUCUCUGUCGCUUUCUCUAUCCCCGAUCCUUUUAUACUAACCAGUCGUUGAAACCCUAGAGAGACUCUUAUCGAUUCUUUCCUCUCCUCUUCCGCUCGCUAUCUACCCAUGCUUGUUUUUCUCUCCCGGGUUUGCUGUUCCAAUUCAUGAUAUGCUGUUCGACUGCUUAUAUUAUCGAUUAUUUAAGAUUUGGUGAUUUGUGUAUAAUUAUUGUCUGGGGGAGCUGAAGAAGCUUUUUUGAUUGGGGAGUUGGGAUUUAUCUCUUCUGAUGAUAUAAUAGCUGAAUUUGCUGUGAUUUUGUCUCAGAUUUGGUGAUUUGUGUAUAAUUAUUGUCUUGGGGGAGCUGAAGACGCUUUUUUUGAUUAGGGAGUUGGGAUUGAGCAAUUUUGUAUUGGGCCGGUUGAUUAGUUUAGUUGUUUUUUGAGGAAUGUCGUUGUUGCCAAAAGAUGAUUUAAUCCAUAUUCGAGAGGUGUGGAAUUACAAUCUGGAGGAAGAAUUUGCUUUGAUUCAGGAUAUUGUGGAUGACUACCCUUUUGUUGCGAUGGACACAGAGUUUCCAGGCGUCGUUCUGCGUCCGGUUGGAAAUUUCGAGAGUAGCUACGACUACCAUUACCAAACAUUGAAGGACAAUGUUGAUAUGUUGAAGCUGAUUCAGUUGGGUCUAACAUUUUCGGAUGAGCAUGGGAAUCUACCCACUUGUGGAACGGACAAAUACUGCAUCUGGCAAUUCAAUUUUCGCGAAUUCAAUGUCAAUGAAGAUGUGUUUGCUAAUGACUCAAUUGAGCUCUUGCGUCAAAGUGGUAUCAACUUCAAGAAGAAUAAUGAGAACGGUAUUGACGCCUUGCGUUUUGGCGAACUCUUGAUGUCAUCCGGGAUUGUGUUGAAUGAUAAUGUGCAUUGGGUAACCUUCCACAGCGGGUACGAUUUUGGGUACUUGCUUAAGCUGUUGACAUGUCAGAAUCUGCCCGAUACUCAAACAGGGUUCUUCGAUUUGAUCAACAUGUACUUCCCGACUCUUUACGAUAUUAAGCAUUUGAUGAAAUUCUGCAAUAGCCUUCACGGUGGAUUGAAUAAGCUCGCGGAGUUAUUGGAAGUGGAGAGAGUUGGGAUUUGUCAUCAAGCAGGUUCAGAUAGUUUGCUCACAUCUUGUACAUUCAGGAAAUUGAAAGAGAAUUUCUUUAUUGGUUCUCUGGAGAAAUAUGCUGGUGUGUUGUAUGGUUUAGGUAUUGAGUAGGAGGAUGUUUGUCAACAAGUUCCUUAAAUCUACAGACAAUUUCUUUAUUUUAUUUUCUUCUCUCUCUCUUGUACUGGUUCUUGUCUAUAUCUUGUGCUAGUUGAUAGUUUAGUAUUCAUCAAACGUGAUUGAUGCAUUCCUAUAACA
Tripterygium wilfordii is the source of this 1539-nucleotide messenger RNA. Its product is annotated as probable CCR4-associated factor 1 homolog 7. Gene Ontology annotation, molecular function: nucleic acid binding; poly(A)-specific ribonuclease activity. Gene Ontology annotation, cellular component: CCR4-NOT core complex; P-body; CCR4-NOT complex. The record is from RefSeq and is a predicted model, not a curated record. NCBI's taxonomy places the organism in Eukaryota, Viridiplantae, Streptophyta, Magnoliopsida, Celastrales, Celastraceae. The transcript has 2 exons. The coding region runs from base 586 to 1392 and encodes 268 amino acids.